Anthostomella pinea is the source of this 213-nucleotide messenger RNA. The record is from the annotation of a GenBank genome assembly. NCBI's taxonomy places the organism in Eukaryota, Fungi, Ascomycota, Sordariomycetes, Xylariales, Xylariaceae.
AUGGAGCCGUUCACUCCCUAUUACUCGGGGAAUGACUCCCACCCAGGGCGGCCCGUUUACUACUUCCGCAUGAUGAACGGUGUGAAGGCUCCCCAGGCCAUGUACCCCUAUGAAGGGAGACUGGAGCCAGCCUCCGGUUCCCUGGCCCCAGACGCCGGCUACGCCAACGCCCAGCAGACUGUACGGAGGAGCAUAUGCGCCCAGAAACAGUGA